Messenger RNA from Hippocampus comes (tiger tail seahorse), 1726 nucleotides. RefSeq names its product TNF superfamily member 10 (gene tnfsf10). The record is from RefSeq and is a predicted model, not a curated record. NCBI's taxonomy places the organism in Eukaryota, Metazoa, Chordata, Actinopteri, Syngnathiformes, Syngnathidae. The transcript has 6 exons. Gene Ontology annotation, cellular component: membrane. Gene Ontology annotation, molecular function: tumor necrosis factor receptor binding. The coding region runs from base 101 to 973 and encodes 290 amino acids. Gene Ontology annotation, biological process: immune response.
CUCCUCCACUUCGUCACUCCUCCCCGGCCAUUGUUUGUGCUCGCGUGCUGGAAGUCUGUGGGGCUGCCUGUGGCCGCGUACCGGGCGGCGCUCUGUCGCCAUGACGGGCUCCGCUCCGCAGUUCGGAGUCGUGCUGCUGCUGGCCGUCCUGCUGCAGACCGUCCUCGUCGCCGUCACCGUGUUGCACUUCAGCACCUCGCUCAACGCCCUGAAGGAGACGUUCUCCAGGAGCAGCGUGUCGUGCCUGAAAGGGUGGGACCUUCAGAGCACGUCGGCGGUGCCAGACGAUCCGUGCUGGCAAGUCACGCAGCAGUUCCACCAACUCAUCGAGAAGUCGCUGUCGCAGCGCUACCAGAAGCAGAUCUCGUCGGCGGUCCGAGAUGAAGUGUCUCGGGUUCUGCCCUCGCUGGUGCCAGAGGGCGGCACGUCGCCACGGCCCAAAGUCGCCGCUCACGUCACCGGAAGCUUCACACCCAAAUUGGAGGGAGGAGGAGCAGGAGGAGGAGCUGUCUCCUCCGCAGGGGCGACGGUGGCCAUCCGGCGCGUUCACGGCCAAAAGAUUUCGUGGUGGGAGGGCGAGAAAGGUCUGGCCUUCCUGCAGGACGUCCAGCUGGUGGACGGCGAGCUGGUGGUGCCGCGGCCAGGCCUUUACUACGUCUACGCCCAGACCUACUUCAGACAUAGCCGCGCCCUGGACGAGGACGCCCAGGAGGACAGCGGCGAAGACAGAGGAAGGCCUCUCCUGCAGUACAUCUACAAGAAGGUGAGCAGCUACCCGGUUCCCAUCCUGCUGAUGAAGACCAGCAGGACCUCCUGCUGGUCCCGGGACUCCCAAUUUUCGCUGCACUCGGCCCACCAAGGGGGGCUCUUCUCCCUCAGCCCCGGAGACCGGCUCUUUGUCACCGUGACCAACGCCUCCGCCGUGGACAUGGAUGAGAAGAGCAGCUUCUUUGGAGCCUUCCUCAUCAGCUAGAACGCAAGGGGGCGCUGUUGCACUUUGAAGGCCUUUGGAGGAACCUGUCAAGCAAAACUUGGUGAACAUCAACGUUACAUGCCAAGGACGAACGCGGGAGUGGCGCCGAACGUCGACGGGAGAUGAGGUGGCAAUGGUCACGACUAUUUGCAAACUUUUCUUCGAAUUGAAAAAAAUAAAUAAAUCAACAAAAUGUCCUACCCAACUCGGCCACUAGGAGGCUCCCUUCCACAAAUGGUUUAUUUGUGGAAGGGAAUUCUUCCUUUUCAGAUGAUUGAUGCCAUCAGAAAGUGCUUUUCUCAAGCACUUCCGAGUUUUGAAGACACGGAUGCAUUGAGGAAAAGGGUGAUCUUCAAAUCUGUGUACUUACAAGAUGUUCGUAAUCAACCUUGUUUGUGCUUUGUUCAUGUUUGCCCGCUAAACGUGCGUGGAAUCCGAAACGAGCGAAUGGCUCCAAUUUUUUGCUGUUCACUGAAUAACUCGCCCAUCGCCAUUUGGUGACAAUCUUGGUGCUAAAGAAACCGUUUUUUUCCGUGACUCGAGGGGCUUCACUUGGACCAAAGUAGCCCUUUGCCACCAUCUUGUGUCAUCAACAGGCAACUUCAAACCCCCUUCAGAGUAGCGUGAUUGACUCGCAGAUUCCAAUUGUAAAGAGGAAGGGAGGAUUGCCUCUCAGAUGUAAAUAAAACGUGACUGUAAAUAUCUUUGAUCUGUAAAUAUGUGCAAUAAAGAUUUUGAAACUUUCUAACAAAA